AUGGUCGUCGACGCAGAGAAAAAUCCGGUGCAGGACACCGCUGGUCUCCCUCCUUCUGAGCUGGGCUCACCGUCUUCGACGGUCGAUGAGGUGGCUGAGCCGCCCGUGGUGACUUUGAAAACAUGGAUUGUUUCCGGUAUUCUUUCGUGUGGCUAUGGUCUUUCAUUCUGGCCGAUUCCGGUCGUGGCAGCCAUCGGCGGUUCGAUCUCGGCGGAUAUGGGUGAUCCCACCGGCUACAUCUGGUUUAUUCCGGCAUGGACGAUCUCCAUCACUUGCGCCUUUCUAAUCUUGUAUGUUGUCCCGACCAUGUCGCGUUCCCCGUCUCCAUUCGCUUACACCCUUUCCAGUGGCCCGAACACCGAUCUUCUGGGUCGACGUUGGUUCCUGGUGCUUGGCAACUUGAUCUGCUUUGUUGGCCACAUCCUUGUGGCUUCAGCCAAAAACACAAACCAGGUCAUUGCGGGUCUAGCGGUGUCUGGGUUUGGUGGAGCCAACUGCCAGAUGGCCGCAUUUGCGCUACCAGAGCUUCUACCCAACAAAUGGCGACACAUUGGCGUGGUGAUUGCUGACCUUACAGUCUACAUUGCCGUUAUCGUCGCGCCCGUCACCGCACGCUAUGGCUACCAGUUUGGUACCUGGAAAUGGAACUUCUGGGGCGUGGCGAUCUUCCAGGGCCUGUCCUUCCUAGGUCUCCUGCUCCUCUACCACCCCCCAAGCACCCUUUCAUACCUGGAGGCGUUCAAGUCCAUCGACUACUUCGGUUCUUUCCUCUUCAUCGCCGGUGCCGUCCCCUUCUUGAUGGGUAUCGUCUGGGCCGGUGUCUACGACUCCAAUGACGUACACGUUGUGGCCCCCCUGGUGGUCGGCGCCGUGAUCCUCAUCAUUUUUGCCCUGUGGGAAACCUACGGCAAUCUGAAGUUCCCCUUGACGCCAAGCUAUGUCUUCUCCAGCUCCUAUGGCCGUGACUUCACGGCGCCCGUUAUCGCAUUGGCCGUCGUCAACAUGUUCUAUUACUCAUCCAGUAUCCUGUGGCCGCAGAUGAUCACCAUGUUCUACACGAACGGCGGCACGGACUGGAAGUACGCGAUCAUCUUGUCGCUGCCACAGGGUUUUGCCAUUAUGCUCGGUGCACUCCUGCUCACGCUCUUUGGUAGCAAGCUUCGACACUGGCAGUGGCAGUUGACCGGGUCGGUGUUUGUCAUGGUCCUCUUUGGCAGUCUGCUCGGCCUUGUGACGCCGACCAACAAGGGGAUGAUGACCGCGUUCGUGUUCCUCUCCCAGGCUGGAUUUGGAUGGGCGCUGUAUUUGAGUAUUGCCAUCACACAGAUGGGCGUCGAUCAUAAGAACCUGGGUGUCAGUGGUGGUAUCUCGGGCUGCAUUCGGUUUGCGGCUGGUGCAAUCGCAACCUCUGUCUACGAAACUGCGUACAGCAAAAGCCUGACCAAGUACAUGAUCAAGUACAUCCCCAGUGCGGCGAUUGCCGCAGGACUACCUGAAUCUAAAGUCACGGAUUUGAUGACGGCUGUGUCGGAGGGUGCCUCUGCCUUGAAGGCAUACAGCCCCACGGUUGCCGCUGCGGCCGAGGCAGCUUUGAGUCAGGCAUACUGCAAAGCCAUGUUUGUGGUAGCUAUGGUGUCCAUGGCCUUCGGUAUUGUGGGUCUGAUAGCUUGUCUGUGCUGCAAGGAUGUAGACUCGAAAAUGACCAACAAGAUCGAAGUCUACCUCGAGAACACCAACCUCUCCGACCGAAACAAGUUCCACUAA
Molecule: messenger RNA, 1764 nt
Organism: Penicillium canariense
Lineage: Eukaryota; Fungi; Ascomycota; Eurotiomycetes; Eurotiales; Aspergillaceae
Exons: 9
Coding region: 1-1764 (587 amino acids)
Biological process (GO): transmembrane transport
Molecular function (GO): transmembrane transporter activity
Source: RefSeq, a predicted model, not a curated record